Anopheles stephensi (Asian malaria mosquito) is the source of this 8018-nucleotide messenger RNA. Its product is annotated as PDZ and LIM domain protein Zasp-like. Gene Ontology annotation, biological process: muscle structure development; heart development; actin cytoskeleton organization. The record is from RefSeq and is a predicted model, not a curated record. Lineage: Eukaryota; Metazoa; Arthropoda; Insecta; Diptera; Culicidae. The transcript has 16 exons. Gene Ontology annotation, molecular function: actin binding; muscle alpha-actinin binding. The coding region runs from base 602 to 6886 and encodes 2094 amino acids. Gene Ontology annotation, cellular component: stress fiber; filamentous actin; Z disc.
UUUAUCGUUUUCAUAGAUCGACUUUAUCAGACAAACGCGAGGGCUUAUCCAACUUUUUUAUCUCCCGGGGAUAUACUUUUCCUUUUGCGAUCACCGUUUAGCUCCACGAGGUCGGUUGGUGCCGACUUUUCUCCUUCGCGAUCCUCGCGCUUUUCCACGUUACGUCACGUGGCUCGUUUCCACCAUCGUGCACACACACGCACACACACGGUCGUGGUAGAAUUUUCGGAUUAAAAAAGUUGAACCAAGUCCAACGUGUUUAACCGGGCAGGCAUUUCUACAUCCACGUUCUGCAAUAAACAAGUGAAAAUUUAAAUCACAUACCUAGUGUGCCAGUGCAUUAGUGUCUGUGUUUCUGUUUGUGUGUGUUUGCGUAAGCCGAAGGAUAGCUUAAUUGUGUUGCAUCUCAUUCAGCAGCGCUAGUGAAUCGACAAAAGGCGGUCACGUUUGGGUGGUGGAGAAAAUCCCUUUCUCUUGUACACCUAGCAAGCAGCAAUCCUUUUCCUAGCGAAAAACAAAGUCCAGGACGCUCUUCCGUGCGAAUCGGUCUUCAAUCUUUCCUUUGCAAAGCAUUUCGUUGCAUCUACAUAACCCAUAAGAUAUGGCCAAUCUCAUGACAGUGCGUCUGCAGCGUGGCGAUGGUCAGGCCUGGGGCUUCCGUCUGCAGGGUGGCAAGGACUUCUCCGCCCCACUGGUGCUACAGAGAGUUAACGGUGGCAGCGUGGCCGACCAGGCCGGUCUGAUGGCUGGCGAUGCGCUGAUCAAGGUCAACGGAACGGAAGUCUUCAACAUGCGUCACAAGGAGGCCCAGGACGUUAUCGUCGCCGCUGGAAACUCGUUCGAGCUGACCGUGUCGAGAGGUGGUGCUACCUGGAGGCCAUCUGUCACACCGACUGGCUCGCUGCCAUCCCCCUCACCGUCGCUCCCCGGUAACAUUACGCCGGUGACGAGAACUUCGCUUGCCGCUACACCACAGGAGAUGAAGCCGAUCGGUAGCGGUCACAACACCGCCGCCAAGCCGUUUGCUGCUGUUAACGGAAACGAUGGACAGAUCAAGAGCAUCGUCAACAACCAAUACAACACCCCGGUCGGUAUGUACAGCGAUGAAACCAUUGCCGAAACGCUGUCCUCGCAGGCGGAAGUCCUCGCCGGAGGAGUUCUUGGUGUGAACUUUAAGAAGAACGAGCGCGUGUACUCGCCGGCCAACUCCGAGGUGUACAAGCUGCUGCACGAGCAGGGCGAUGAUCCCGAACCAGAUAGUGUUUACUCUAACAAUUUCCAUUACUCGGUCAAUAAACUCGAAUCAGCUUCAUCGCAUUUCUACGCCACGCAAAGCCACGCCAUCGGUGGGUAUGCGACGGCCGGCCGUCUGCCGGUCGGUUCGCUCGUCCCGGGCGCCCGUCCCCGGGGACCAUCGCCACUGCCACCGCAGAUGCAGGGUCAAGUGCCACGGCCGCCCAUGCCGAAACCACCGAUGAUGCAGCCCCAACCGCAGCGUCCAGCACCACAGACUGCCCCGAACCAGCAGGCUGCUCCACCGAAGGUUGCUUUCCCUCCGCAACAACAACAGCAGCAGCAGCAGCAGCAGGCUCCAGCUCCGGCUCCAGUUCCGGGUUCAGCCUUCCGUCCGGCACCCAAUACCGCUCCGAGGUCCGGUAUUCCACCGAAGGUUCACAGCGAGGGUCACAAGACCGGCGUCUCUGCCAUCUCUGCUGCUCUCAACGCUCAUGCCAACUUGAACGGCCGCUCGCAGUCACCGUACGGCAAUAAUACCAUCACAGUCGGGCAAUCGCCGUCCCAUUCGCGAUCGAGCAGCACCACGUCGUCGAGCGGUUACUGCAACUCGAGCUCGUUAUCGCCGGUGCAAUCGAACAAGGUGUCCCCGUUGCAUUCGCGCACCAGCAGCGAAAACGAGCUGAUCGAUCGCAGCCACAGCAGCAACAGCAACAGCAGCAGCACAUUCGAGCUUACUGGCCCCAUCGCUUUCCCAGCCUGCCCAUCGUCCCCGCUACCGCCGCCACCACCACCACUACCACCGAUGGAGGAAAACACAGCCCAGCCGGUCCAGCCGGAAGCGGCCAACGGAUCGGCCGAACCGCAGUUAGUGUUUGGGGCGAAUGGGUUGGCCGCUCCGGCACCUCCGGACGGCGAGACGCAACCGGAUGCGGGUGGAUCGGAGAGCGGAACGGUUACGCAAAACGAGUUUGGCUUUUACUAUCAGACGAUGGGUGGCCGCGUGAUCCGGAGUGUGCUUCCGCCGGGCAAGAACUCCACCUACAAGGUAAACCAGAACAACAUUACGCCGAAGCCGUUCGGUGCUCCGCUUCCGGUGAGCCCACUGGCUCAGGUACAGCCACCGGCAUCCUACCCACCGGUGGCCGGAAGCGUGCCGACCCCAUUCUCGGCCGCACUGGUCGGUGCCCAGGCACCGGCUCCGGCUCCGGUCGCCGCUCCGGCACCGGCCCCGAUGGCAGCACCGGCCGCUCCGUUGGCCGCUCCGGCCCCAGCCAUGGCACCGGCACCCGUGCCAACUCCACAAGAAAAAGAUGGCAGCGAAGAAACUCCAGCCGAGGCUGAAGAAAAGGCUGGUGAGGAAGAAGAGGACGCCGGACGGGAGAGGAGCGAAUCGCCCGCUCCGGUGUUUGCCUGGCCUCCAAAGCCAGAGGUCGUGGACACGAUUCCGACCGCGACUCCGAUCUAUAUACCACCGCCGGAAACGCAGCGCGUCAUUAUCAAACCGAUCACCGUGGUGCCUCCGAUGAAGGUGAAAGAAAAAUCGAAAACCCCACCAGAUGGGCCACAAGAGCAGCAGAGCAAGCAGAGUAAGUCCGCGCCGGAAUUGAGCCACCGCGCAGGGCAAGAGGACCACCACCAGCAGCAGCAGCAGCAAGAUGAGGAAGAUCUUUCGGACUCUUACGGUAUGACAACAACCACCACCACGACAACGGCUAACUCAGCCUCGUCCGAGGAGUACCGGAUGUACCAGACGCAAACAUCGCAACCGAUCGUGACGUACUACGAGACGCCCCAGUACGAGCUCGAGAAUCCGUUCUCGUCCGGCCAGCGUAGCGCACAGGCAAGUACGGGCGCAAUGUCCGACGCAUCCUACACGCACUUCGUCUUCCGCGAUCCCCCACCAGAGGAGGAGGAGGAGGAAGAGGCAAUAGUGGAGGAACCACCGGAAGUGCAGCCGGUAGCAGGCUCCACCACCACCGCCACCGACACCGAUCGUCCUGCGAAGCGUGUCGAGUUCGUCGACUAUGGUCGCGAGCUGGAACGGUACGUGCGCGCCGAACAGGAAAAGGAAGCGAGGCGUCGCGCACUCGAGGCCGAGAUGGCAGAGGCGGCCAAACGGCCGGAGGAACCACCCCACUACUCGUUGCCAUCGAUUCCGUCGGCCGAACCGCCUCAGCUGCCACCGUCCGCCAUCCCGAACCCAACACCGAAACAGUGGCAAUCGGCGCUGGUACAGGCGCUGUGCGUAGCGCCGCCCGACCCAAUCCACCUGACCGCGGACCAGAUCGAGGAGGCGAACUUUAUGCGCUCCCGGAACGAGGCGUACCGGCGCGAGCAGGAGGAGACGAAGAUGCGCCAGCUGGAAGCGUUGCGGCGGCAGGUCGACGCACUCGAGCGACGGCUCGGCAAGCAACCGGAACCGGAACCGGAACCGUUGCCUGUCGGACCACCGCUCGAGGUGCCGCGGAAGGGUGAGGUGAUGGCGAAGCUGCUGGCUACGUCGACCACCCGCUCGCAACGCUUCCCGGCGCACUACGUCCCGGUGGUGCCACUGCCGGCCGAAACUGAACCCUACUUUCCGCCUCCCCACUCGAUGGAACCGAUCCGGAGCGAGAAGAUAUCAUCCAUGCGCAACGAGUCACCGUUCGUCGAGGCUCUCAAGACCGCUCCGUACACUCCGUUUCAGCAGUUCGGGCGCGAGAUCCCGUCGCAGAUGGAGGACCUGCCCGUGCCGAGCGGACGGCUUUCGAUGAUGGAUGCACUGGCGACGGCUCCGGAGCGUCCCUAUACUCCGUUCAGUGAGGUACGGUUUGACCGAAGCUCGGAGGUGUAUCAGGAGAUGGUACGCGAACAACCCUCGGUACCGGUCGAUCCCGAUCGGCAGUGCUCGGCGUUUGCGAACGUUGGUGGCAAUCGUACCCCGAAGCCGUUCGUACCGAUUGUGCCGGAAAUUCGUGAAAUUCCUCCAGAGCCAACGCCGAAAGAGGAGAGAAGUCCCGAGAUGGCGUCCGAAUCUUCGCGUCGAAGUUCUACGGUGGCUGAAGAGAGUCGCCGCAGUUCUAAGGUGAUCAGCACCGAGGAAACCCGUCGAUGCUCACAAACGGUGGCACAAACGGUGGAGAGUCGUCGCAGCUCGACUGCGACGGUCGAAAGUCGCCGAGCAGAAUCGGGCGGACAGGACAGCCGUCGUGGUUCGGGCGGUACCGGUUCCGAGCCGACGCCACCGAAAUCAGUCACCAGCAAACCAGAAACGAUCCCACCGUACCCGGGCAGGGACAGUCAUCCACCGGAGCACUACUCGCUGGCUCUUCGCCGCGAGACGAGCUCACCGCUGAACAAACCGGCCGAGAUUCCACCGUACCAGCGCAAAUGGUUCAAUCUGCCGACGCAGAACCCACCGCGCACGCCGGAACCCGAGGAACUGCGCACCAACGUUCCGCUGGCCUUUGUAAAUACACACUCGCACACUGCUAACCUUUCGAAGCCGAUCGCGAAGCCGCCGGGCCCUGUAAAUAAGCCGCCAGCACCGUACACCACCAUUCAGAACCGCACCAUCCCGGUCGUUCAGCCGCAGCCACCGGAGCUGGACGCCGAGCUGGCGCAGUACCACAGUGCUCAUGCGCGUCUCCAACACAAAGGUGUCAUCGAUCGUGGCCAGUCGUUCACGCCGUCGCUCAUCCUGACGAAGCAUGCGACCACCAUCCCGUACUAUCAGCACCAGCUCGGGUUCGAGGAGUACUUUGCGGAGGUGAAGGAGUUUGACGGUCACACGACGCCCCAGCCGAGUCGCACAAAGUCGCCGGCAUUUGGUCCGCCGCCGAAUCCGCUCAAGCCGCACGUGCCACCGUCUCGCGAGGGUAUACCGGUAGAGUCGGGACUGUAUCUGUCCAUGGGUAAGCUGCACGGUGUGCCGUGGUACGCGAACAAGGACCACGUGCCGGCUGACAUCCAGAAGAAGAUGCAGGAGCAGCUGCAUCUGGAGGCGAAUCAGCGAUAUGGGCGUAGCGUGCAGCAGCACCAUCAGGAGGUCACAUCGCACCAACAGGUAACGAUGAGUAGCAGCAGCAGCGUGACAACUUCUGAGCAGCAUCAGCAACAACAGCAGCAACAACGAAUGUCCCGGGAACAAGCAUCAGCUGAACGGGCGGUCCAAAGCGCCCAACAGGUAGGCAAUGCGUUGAUCCAAAAGCGAACGCGCUUCGUAGAGGAGCAUGAAUCUAGUAGCCGCAGUCAAUCCGUGUCGCGUAACGCAAACAGCGAAUCCUCACGAUAUUCUUCCAAAAUCAAGGAAGACGAAGCGCCCCAGAAGGGCUUUGUGGCGCAGCAGACGCGUCGAUUCUCGGGCCAGGACGAGGCCCUUAAUAUCCCGCCCCAACCGACCGAGCAGGAGCUGAAGCAACAGCAGCAGCAGCAGCAGGAACAGGAACAGGCUGCCCUUAUCCAGCAGCUUCAAGAGGAGCAACAGAAGCGACAAAUUGCUGCCGCAGCUAAGCCAGCACCCCCACCAGCUCCGAUCCGUCACGUAGAGCCACCAACUCCGAAACCGGCUCCACCGCCGACCCACUUCCCCGAGACCGAUCUGUUCGCCGAAGAGUUUGUCGAUCACUUCCCGAGCAUUAGCGCACGGAAGGCGAGCGUGCUGCUGCCACCGAAACCGGCAGUCGGCCGCUCGGACUGCGUCAGUCCCAGCUCGUUCAAGGCGCAGUUCAACGAGUUCAUGAUCGGUGCCGGUCCGAUGCCGCCGAUGCCACCGAUGCGCGAAGAGGACGAAGGCAAACCGGCCGACGACCGGAGCGACACGCAAAAGCUAAUCCAAUCGUGGCCACCGCAACUGCCGCCCCAGGUUACCGCGCCUGUGGCGGUGGCGACUAACACGAAUGCGCCCCCCGCCAACGGUGCGGCGCCGCCAACACCCGGCAGCAAGCCGUCCAGCCGCAGUAACAGCACGGCUUUCCUUGACUUCCUUAACCGACCCACGUUCAAUCCGAAUACUGAUCGUUCCACUGUCGGUGCAGGUACGAACUCCUUCAAUAAGGGACGGGCGGCGUGCUCCACGUCGGCCCCCAACCGUGGACGGGGCGUGAUGAACAAGGCGGUCGGACCGGGCGGUCGCGUCCCGCUGUGCGGAUGCUGUCAGCAGCAGAUCAGAGGACCGUUCAUCACUGCGCUGGGACGCAUCUGGUGUCCGGAUCACUUCAUCUGCCACAACGCAAACUGCAAACGUCCGCUGGCUGAUAUCGGAUUCGUCGAGGAGAAGGGUGAUCUGUACUGCGAGUACUGCUUUGAAGAGUUCUUGGCCCCACUGUGCUCGAAAUGCAAUGGCAGAGUCAAGGGUGACUGCCUGAAUGCGAUCGGCAAGCAGUUCCAUCCGGAGUGCUUCAAGUGCACGUACUGUGGCAAGCAGUUCGGCAACAGCCCGUUCUUCCUGGAGGAGGGCGAUCCCUACUGCGAGAAGGACUGGAACGAUCUGUUCACGACCAAGUGCUUCGCGUGCGGAUUCCCCGUCGAGGCCGGUGACAAGUGGGUGGAGGCGCUGAACAACAACUACCACAGCCAGUGCUUCAACUGCACCAGCUGCAAAAAGAACCUCGAAGGACAGAGCUUCUUUGCGAAGGGUGGACGUCCGUUCUGCAAAAACCAUGCUCGCUAAUCGGUUUGGCUGGCUAAUUCAGGCGCACCAUCAAACACAUCUCACCAGGCAGAUACAACGCGUUUAGGUACUCUACUUUCACUCCCGUCUCAAGGCGUCAUUUGAAACUUAAAACAAAAACACGAACGAAACCAAAAACACAAAAUGUUGUCUAAUCGAAACACUCGAACACAAUGAGCAAAGUGGAAAUGGAAAAAUAGGCGGGGGGAAAAAUCUCACAACAAAAGAGAUUCGGGCAGCUUGGCGAUUGGUUGGUGCUGCACACACAGAUUGCGUACAAGCAGAGUUAGGGGAUGAAACAUUUCACAGCGGACGAAACAUUUCAGUCGGCGAAUCAUUUCAAGCUAAGCUUUCUUUCCAUUUUGCGGUGAAGAAAAGUCGUUUAGCUUGUAGAGGAAAACAGGAGCAUCAAGCGUUAGAUAGUUUAAGACAGUGGGUCCGAGAGUGGGUUGGAGUGAGUGAGUGAGCGUGAGAGUAAGAGCGAGCGAAAGAAAGAGAGAGAAACAGUAGAUGAAUGAUGAUGAAAGCGAAAAGAAACAGAACAACAUUUUGCUAGACAUUGAGAUUUAAAUAAUGGUUAGUGUUGAAGAAGUCUAAAUAAUUGAAUGGAAGUAGAAUGCAUAACUAAGGAACAUCGCAAAUUAAAUGUAGAAAACCAUAGAAAGCUUUCUAUUUUACUGUUUAAACUUCUACUUGAUGUUGAAUACGUCCACCAUUGUGCAGUACAACCCGCGUGGAUGCAGUUUCGAUGCCGUUUUGCUGCUCCAAGCCUUUUUCUCUUGCUUUGGAUCGUGAAAAUCUUAACGUCUCGAAAGCAAACGGUUGAAGCUGGGAUCCGAGGGUUUGUUGUUUUAAAAUUAAAGUGCAAAGAAAACAAAACGAUUAAACAUUAAAGCUCACAACAACCUGCAGACAGAACAGAACAGAAGAAAAAGAAACACCCAGGCGCUUACUCUCUUAGGUUUUUAUUUUUCACUCGCGGAAUAUCGAUAGAAUGAAGAAUCGCAAGCUUCGCUACUUUAUUUUUCUCUUUGUGUGUGAUACAAAUAUAAUUUUAUUUAUUUAUGGCCUAUGUUGCUGACAAAUAAAACAUAAAAAAAACAGUGUAAAUGUUGCUGACAAAGCAAGUACG